Messenger RNA from Bactrocera neohumeralis, 1708 nucleotides. RefSeq lists its product as uncharacterized. Lineage: Eukaryota; Metazoa; Arthropoda; Insecta; Diptera; Tephritidae. Bases 709 to 1539 code for a protein of 276 amino acids. The transcript has 2 exons. The record is from RefSeq and is a predicted model, not a curated record.
UGACCAGCUGAGUCGAUUUAGCCAUGUCGAUCUCAAAUUUUAAAAUUUUGUUGAUGUAGCAGCAGAAUUCUGCAAAGUGGACAGUCCGUUCCCACGACAGUCGGUAGCGGACCAAUACUGCAUAUAGCUACCAUACAAACUGAACUAUCGGAAUUAAGUCUUUGUAUUGAAAACUUUUUUAUUUGAUGAGGUAUCUUCACGAAAUUUGUAUAAUUUCAAGGAUAAAAAUCCGGAUCCAUUCCGAUUACUUAGACCAAACUUCCAUUUACACAUAUUAUUGCGGUACAAUCUUCCAUGAAACCGUUCAGAUCGGACCACGACACGGCUCGAUGACACUUCCAUUGUAGAAUAGUGUAUGCAUGCGCUUUCUUGAAGGUUUAUAUAUAUACAAUUACAACUUGCAGAGAAUCAAAUUGGCACCUCUCUAUUGUCCCCUCUAUAAUUUGGAGCGUAUUAUUUCAAGUGCUAAUAUUUAUGAGACCGCUCACGAGAUUGCUUUUAUCAGUAAAUAGUUUUAUCAAAUACUCUCAUGUUGAACUACAUAAAUCCGGGAAAAUACAUAACGGCAUUAUACCUAAACAAGGUAUAAAUAGAGACCGUCCAAGUUUCGUGUUCAUAGAAAAGAAGUGUUUGUACGUUAAACAACUUCUGUGUGUGUUUACGAAAGUAGCCGUUAUAAUUUUAAAGACAUUUUGAAAAAUCAAAAAAAUGGUUGGUACUUCGAAGGAAAAACGCCUCUUUAAACAGUAUGAACCAACAAUUUGUUACAAUAAGCCGCCUUCAGCACAAGUUGAUCCAACAGAGUAUGACAGCAAACGGCUUGAAACACUUUCAGGUGAGAUCGUCGAAACACUGAUCGUACCAAAGCGCACCGCUCGCACAUGGACAAUGCAGGCUGGCGAUUUGUGUCGCAUUACUGUAUGUGAAGGUUCACAGGUGGGUGAUAUGAAUUUCUGGAAUUUGGACAAUAUCAAGGAACACUUCUACUCGGGCAAGACACGUCAGUUGCAUAGUACACAUCUCAAGGUUUACGAUCGCUUAUGGAGUAAUUUCCCCUAUUUGAGACCAAUGGCCACACUCGUCCACGACACCUUAGCAGAUUAUGGCAUCGACGAGCAUGGUGGUGCGCUGCACGAUGUAGUUGGUACGCGUUGUGAUGAUUAUACAUACAAAUUGAUUACCGGUAAAGAUCGUGUGGGCAGCUGUCACAGUUCACUAACGAAUGCGGUGAUCCAGGAGCGUGGUAUGAAAGAGGAAGAUGUGCAUGACGUAUGGAAUAUUUUUAUGUGCACAGGUUUCACGAGACCGUUCAAAUCAUUGGUAUUUUGUCAAAAAUUUCAGGAUACUCAACAAUAUUUUUGCAAGCCCAGCCCAGCACGUAAAGGGGACUAUCUCGAGUUUAUUGCCGAAAUUAAUCUAUUGAUUGCGCUAAGUGCCUGCCCACAAGGUGAUGUUUCAGUAGUGGUCGGUGAGGAAGUACCUGAUGAAAUAUGCCAUCCACUGAAAGUUGAAAUUUUUCGCAAAAGUAAUAAUAAUUAACAAUUUACUUCCAUUUAGACGUACAUAUGUAUGUAUGUUCAUAUGUUGGAAUAUAUGUAUGUAUGUACAUAUAUUUUAAAAAAUACACUCUAGAUACCUGCUUAGCACAAAAAUUAUAUAAAAUAUGUUUUUACAUACAUUUUAGAAUAAAGCAUUUUCUGCGAACGUA